AAUGGAGUCAUACAGCAGCAUCCUGAUUGUUAAUUGUUUGCAAGGGCUGCUGGAAGACCAUCACCUGCUGCCUCUUCGCUAAAUAGUCAGAGAUGUGCGCCAUUAGCACGACGGGCGGCUUUCUGUGUUUCUACAUUUUGCAUGAUCGUCGAUAUUUUUUUUUAUUUUAACUGACUUGAGAAAGAAACUAUGCCGCCUAGAAGGCAAACGUUCAUUCUCAACAAAGUGAAGGCCGCCAGCUACUCGCCAGUCCCCAAAAAUGUGGCGAGAAAGUCCGGUCUCGUGACUCUGCGGAGAAUAACGACGCAUCCGGGCACGACCAUCAUGAUGGUCGAGGCGCUCAAAGAGCUGGACUCCCGAAAGGGAGUUUCCAAACAAGCCAUUCAGAACUUCAUUAAGCGCAAGUACCCCACUGUGGACCAAAUCCGUCUCAAGUAUUUAGUCCGCACAGCCAUCAAGAAAGGCCUGGAGGAUGGCACCUUGGUUCGGCCUGCCAACUCUACCGUCACAACCGGCGUCAUUGGCAAAUUUCGGCUUGCAGCAAAGCGUAAAGAGCCCAAAGCAAAAUCGGAGAGCGUGGAGCCCAAAGCAAAAUCGGAGAGCAGGAAGCCCAAAGCAAAAUCACAAAGCGUGGAGCCCGAAGUUAAAUCCGAGAACGUGGAACCCAAUGUGACAAAAGCUCCGAAAGUGGCAAAGGAAACCUCGAAGAAGACUAAAGCUAGUGGCUCAAAGGAAGCUCCUGCAGUGGAAAAAGUAAAACCACCAAAGAAAGAGGCUAAAAAGAGUGCCAGUAAGUCUACAAAAAAUGAGGAGGCUCCCCCCUCCAAGUUGCUACCAGUUAAGAAGCCCAAAGCUAAAGUUGCCAAUGAGGACAGUGAGAAAACGAAAGCAACAGUGACGAAAAAAGCCAAGCCCAAGGAUGUUAAGGAACCUGCGGCUGCUGAGAAGAAAGCAAAACCCAAGGAAGCAAAAGCGCCAAAGGGUAAAGCUGCCAAGGAUUCUGACAAAGCGGCCCAAGAUUCUGACAAACCUGCUCCAAAAGCAGCUGCUAAACGAGCGAGGAAAAAGGAUGUGGCGUGA
This is a messenger RNA of Syngnathus acus (greater pipefish), 1080 nucleotides long. Its product is annotated as protein B4. The coding region runs from base 190 to 1080 and encodes 296 amino acids. Gene Ontology annotation, molecular function: DNA binding; structural constituent of chromatin. The transcript has 5 exons. Gene Ontology annotation, cellular component: nucleosome. NCBI's taxonomy places the organism in Eukaryota, Metazoa, Chordata, Actinopteri, Syngnathiformes, Syngnathidae. The record is from RefSeq and is a predicted model, not a curated record. Gene Ontology annotation, biological process: nucleosome assembly.